Peniophora sp. CBMAI 1063 is the source of this 564-nucleotide messenger RNA. The record is from the annotation of a GenBank genome assembly. NCBI's taxonomy places the organism in Eukaryota, Fungi, Basidiomycota, Agaricomycetes, Russulales, Peniophoraceae.
AUGGACGAUAAAACCGGAAACCGAACGGAGAUAGGACGUCGAUUCGUUCGCCAGCGACGCCCUUUUCAAGACGUUAGCGAGCGUCUAGUCUACACGGACGGAUCGUGUACGCGCAACGGCCGCGAGGACGCCACCGGACACAGCAUUGUUGCAUAUGAACCGAAGCUCGACGCCCCGGUGUACCUCACCACCAAGCGCUCAUUGAUGGAUAUGGCGGUCACCCGCUCGCACACGCUGCCUGACCAAACGCUCUAUGGACGUCUGCGGUACAUCCGCCCCUCGAGCAAUCGCGCCAAGCUCUAUGCCACGAUUCUGGCGCUGCAAGCCUGCCCAUGGGCAAAGGAGGGUGGGAAAACGCUUGUGGUCGCCGGAGAUCUGAAGUACGUCGUGCGAGGCAUUACAGAGUGGGUGUGGAGAUGGCGCGAAAACGGGUGGAUAAAGUCGGACGGGGAUCGGGUGAAGAACGUCGACCUUUGGGAGUUGCUCCUUGAGCGCAUCCUGGAGCUCUACGAACAAGGUGUCACUGUCAAGUUUUGGAAGGUCCCUCGGGUGAAGAGCGCUUGA